UAUAACUACAACCUUGUUAACCUCAAAAUUGAUAGCAGCAGUUAAGAGAAGUUACCAUUUAUGCAGUCGCGCAAAAAAGAUGCUGAAUACUCAAAACAAAAGAUUAACUUUUUGUGUCAUGAUAAUUGCACUGUUUCACGAAGGGCGUCUAAUUUCGAACAAAACAUAUCACAUUCCAAGCAUUAAAACCAAUUGGCACAAAGCAAAUGAAUUUUGUAACUCGAUCGGGAUGCGAUUGGUGACGAUUCAAUCACAGGCAAAAAACGAUGCAAUAGCAGCAUUCGUCAAAACCACAGACAAGUUUAAUGAUGUAAAUUCCGAAUUUUGGAUCGGAGGAAGCGAUCUUGCCGAAGAAGGUACCUUCACGUGGAUGAACACGGGACAGUUAGUGAAGUACGUAAACUGGUCUCCUAAUGAGCCUAACAAUGCCUUCGAGUCCGAAGAUUGCAUGGAGCUCGUGUACAUUCCAAGAUUCGAGCAGGUUUGGAGUUGGAAUGAUAACAAUUGUGAAACCAAGAAAUCUUACUUCAUUUGUGAAGGCAGUGGUUUGGAGUGUAUAACGCAUUUUUGAAUGUUUUUAGCGAUUGUCGGUAAGGUAAUCUCUGACGAUGAUGACGUAUGGUCGUAUGGGUUUUGGUGUUCUUUUAAAUAAAAAUCCGGCACACAAA
Messenger RNA from Wyeomyia smithii (pitcher-plant mosquito), 668 nucleotides. RefSeq names its product C-type lectin 37Da-like. Gene Ontology annotation, molecular function: carbohydrate binding. Lineage: Eukaryota; Metazoa; Arthropoda; Insecta; Diptera; Culicidae. Gene Ontology annotation, biological process: biological process involved in interspecies interaction between organisms. The transcript has 2 exons. The record is from RefSeq and is a predicted model, not a curated record. Gene Ontology annotation, cellular component: external side of plasma membrane. The coding region runs from base 80 to 571 and encodes 163 amino acids.